AUGAACGCCAAGGUGGUAGUCCUCUUCGCCCUGGUGGCACUCGCUUUCGCCGAAGAAACGAAGAGCGACGAGACCAAGAAGGUGGAGACCACGAAGAAGGAUAAGCGAGGCCUUUACGGAGCCUUGGGCUACGGCUACGGUGGUUUGGGAUACAGUGGGCUGGGUUACGGUGGAAGUUACGGUUUCGGUGGAUUGAAUACGUACUCGUCCCUUCCAGUCGGCAUCAGCCAUGGUGUUUCCACUGUCUUGACGAAGGAAGUCGCUGUACCCGUACCUCAUCCGGUCGCCGUACCCGUCGAGAAACAGGUCCCAGUCCCAGUUAAGGUGCCAUACGCCGUGCCCGUCGACCGCCCGUACCCCGUCCAAGUGCCUAAACCCUACCCAGUUGAGGUCACCAAGCAUGUUCCCGUCCCGGUAGACCGCCCCGUGCCCGUCCCUGUCAACGUUCCAGUCAAGGUCCCAGUUCCCGCCCCGUACGCCGUCAAGGUGCCCCAGCCCUACGCCGUCCCCGUCGUCAAACACGUGCCGGUACCAGUCGCGCAGCCGGUCGUCUACACAAAAUUGCACUCUGGUCUUGGAUACUACGGUGGCGGAUAUGGCGGAUACAGCGGAUACAGCGGUUACCCCUAUGGAUACUCUUCCUGGUAA
This is a messenger RNA of Vollenhovia emeryi, 648 nucleotides long. RefSeq names its product tetra-peptide repeat homeobox protein 1-like. Lineage: Eukaryota; Metazoa; Arthropoda; Insecta; Hymenoptera; Formicidae. The transcript is spliced from 4 exons. Gene Ontology annotation, biological process: multicellular organism development; chorion-containing eggshell formation. The record is from RefSeq and is a predicted model, not a curated record. Gene Ontology annotation, molecular function: structural constituent of egg chorion. Gene Ontology annotation, cellular component: egg chorion. The coding region runs from base 1 to 648 and encodes 215 amino acids.